AUGGUAUAUAUUGCGCUUAUUCGGUACUGCCAGAAUACUCAUGCGACCCGCAAGCCCCUCCAAGAAGCCUUUACCGACAUGGAGAAGAAGCUGGCUAGUGCGCAGGAUCUCGCUUCUAAGGAGCACGCGAAAGUUGUCACACUCCAACAAGAGAACGAGCGACUACGACUGCAAAAGGAUCAGUUUCAAGCCAUGAAAGCCGAGGUUCAGCGACUCCAGGGUCUCGAUGAAGAGGUUGCGCAUUUUCGCGAUGUCAACCCAAAGGACCUCGCAACAUUUCUGGCAAACAAGUCAGCAAUACGCCAUUACUUGAAGCUUGUUCCUAUGCUAGUCGAGUAG
Messenger RNA from Alternaria ventricosa, 339 nucleotides. RefSeq lists its product as uncharacterized. Lineage: Eukaryota; Fungi; Ascomycota; Dothideomycetes; Pleosporales; Pleosporaceae. The coding region runs from base 1 to 339 and encodes 112 amino acids. The transcript has 2 exons. The record is from RefSeq and is a predicted model, not a curated record.